Pestalotiopsis fici W106-1 is the source of this 789-nucleotide messenger RNA. RefSeq lists its product as uncharacterized. The transcript has a single exon. NCBI's taxonomy places the organism in Eukaryota, Fungi, Ascomycota, Sordariomycetes, Amphisphaeriales, Sporocadaceae. The record is from RefSeq and is a predicted model, not a curated record. Bases 1 to 789 code for a protein of 262 amino acids.
AUGGCCGUAUCCCAGUCCCGAACUCUCUGGACUGUCAUCAUUGCAGCCGCGCCGCUAGCGUGGGUACUCUAUACCAAGGCCGUCUACAACGCCAGCACGACGGUAUCGUUUACGUUGGAUAACACGGACACCCAGAAUGAUCUGAACAGUGACGUCCUUCCAGCCGAGGUGCAACAGGACAGAGACGCCUGGAUCGUGGUGCGCGAGCGCAUAGUCUCGAAGCCUUUUCAGACAACGAGCACACGGCAGACGAAGGGAGAGGAAAAGUCCAGAUUGUCGGGCCUGCUUGAUACCUAUCUCCGCACCACCAUGCGUCUCUUUACUUAUACGCCGCAAGCCUGGCUCAUGCGUCGUCUGAUGACGGACCCCGAGGCCCGCCGCACGUUUGAGACCGGGUACCUAUCCUCGUGCGACUUUGCCGUAGGCGACCGCGUCUGUGGCGUUUACGUCGUGACGAGCCGGAGUGCUCCUCGACAAGAAGAAGACGAAGAAGGGCGCGAGACGGUCGUCUUGGUUCUGGCGCCUCCACAGGGCUGGACGGGACCCGUGGUAAAGGGCAGACUAAUUGCCGUGCUCGAGGAGGAGGAGCAGAAGGAGGAGGAUAUGGAGGGCGGAAACGGCGUCAGGACGAUCCGUGCAGUCAAUGAGACGGUGCUAUGGAGGCGGCGCGAGGGUGAGGCGCCCGUGUUUCUCGAGGGUGCCGUCGGGCGCUGGUUACAUGCGUUCAUGGUGCAGUGGAUGGUUAUUAGAGGCGUACAGACCGUGAAGAGAGAAAUAGAGAUGUGGUAA